AUAAGGUUUCUUCUUAUAGUGCUGUGAUAUCUAGAUUCCUUCUUCCCUCUUUAUACAUACUUGCAAUUUCAAACAUGAAAACUCAAUUUUGGAUUUUUCUACUUUUUCUGCUUCUACUGAACUUCUUCUGCCAAGCUGCAAGGCCAGUGAUGACGAUUAGACCAGAGUCACUAGUAGGGCCACAAGGAAACACGACGUUCUUGGAGGGAACAACAUGGUGUGUGGCUCGACCAGGUGCAUCUCAAGCUGAGCUACAGAGAGCUUUGGAUUGGGCAUGUGGGAUUGGGAGAGUGGAUUGCUCGGUCAUUGAGAGACAUGGUGAUUGUUACGAACCAGACACGAUCGUGUCGCACGCAUCGUUUGCGUUUAAUGCGUAUUACCAAACCAAUGGGAACAAUCGCAUUGCUUGUUACUUCGGUGGAACAGCUACACUCACCAAGAUUAACCCUAGCUACGGAAAAUGCUCCUAUGAUGUAUCCAAAUCGGAAGUCUCGGCCGCAAGAUCUUUAUCGAUGUAUAAGCCUCGGUGGCUCCUGAUGAUGUACAUAGGACUUUUAUUUCUUAUUAGUCGGAGUUGCUAACAUCUUUGACGAGAAAAUAGAUAUAUAUUUGCAUAUCAUUUGUGCUGAUAUCUAUAUUUCCUUGAGCAAAAUUUUCAAACCUUUUGGUUAAUGUAGCAAUUAAGCUUUGUUUUUGUUCUUACCUUUGUCCAUGGGUUUAGAAUCUUAAGUUAAAGCCUUACUACAGCCUUCCUUACGUCUGAUAUAUAACAACUAUAUUUCUUAUUUUCAUGUUAGUAAAUAUCUUGAUAGUACAAUAUACAUUUCGGUAGAGCCUAGUCAAAAUAUUUUUAUCAUUGACUUCUUGUUGAUGGAUUAGAUUUUUACA
Messenger RNA from Camelina sativa (false flax), 888 nucleotides. RefSeq names its product Carbohydrate-binding X8 domain superfamily protein. The record is from RefSeq and is a predicted model, not a curated record. Lineage: Eukaryota; Viridiplantae; Streptophyta; Magnoliopsida; Brassicales; Brassicaceae.